AUGCAAAAAUAUAAAGAAUGUAAUGAGUUAGAAGAAAGUGAUAACAGUUGUAUUAUUAUGCCACAAGGAUCAGAACAAGUAGAAAAUGAAGUGAGAGCAAAUGUGGAUUUGAAGCCAGUGCUUAGCAUUCAUAUAGCCUUGCAAUAUAUUGCUAACAGAUCUGAUGAUCCAAUACUCGCUCCAGUUCAAAAAUUGCUAUUGCAUAGUGGUGCAGAACGUAACAUCUUGGCUCAGGAGACUUGUUAUCUUUUUCUAGAUAUACCACUAUAUCAUUCAAGCUUUAGUAAUGCCAGGUGGACAGCGAAGUCAUCUUUAAAAAUUUAUCAAGAAAGGCCUGUUCUUCUUCAUAUUUGCUAUCAAGAUCUUUAUCAAUUGACUGAAAAUGAUACAAUAACAUGGACUGCUUUAUAUGAACAUAAUAUUGUCGAAAUCAAUUCUGACCCAAUUAAUUUGCUUGGCCCCACUAUAGAUAAUAAAGAAACAGAGAUAGGUCCAGAUGCAACUAUUAAUGAUUCUUCCACUAUUGGAUCUUAUAGCAUAGAUAAAAAUUAUAACUGGAUUACUUCUGGUAGUUCUAAAACAGCAAAUCAUGAUAAUUUAGACUCUAAAAUUAUUAAUUAUGAAACCUUAAAUGAAAAUCAGAAAAUUGUAAUGGGAACUGCAGAUACUGGAAAAUCGUACUUCAUUAAAGCAAUUCAAAACAGACUUAAUAUGAUGGCUGGAGCUGCUGUUAAGUCACCAGUAAUUGUAAUAGCACCAACUGGGUUGCUCAAAAGAUUGAGUCAAUUGCAAGAAAAGUUACAAAAUAUGAACUACUUUACUAUAGAUGAAAAAACUAUGCUCUCAUCUGUCCUAGAUCUUUUCAUAUAUGCAACCAGUAUAUCACAAGACCUAUUGUCUAAUGAUGGUCUCAUAGUAUACACGCAAUUUAAAGAGGUGUAUAAACUUGAUGUGAUUGAAUAUCAAUCAGGAAAUUUUGAAGAACAACAGAAGUUCAGAGAUAUUCUUUUAUGGUUAAAUCAGUUUUCAGAGACUACUUUUAUUUUACCUAAGUGGUCUGAAGUUGAUGUAGUAAAUUUAGAUCAGUUUACCUCUCUGAAGCAUCCUGUUGCUAAAAUACUCGCAGUACAUAGUAGUGCUUGUAUUAUGCUAACCGUGAACCUAUGGACUGAGACAGGGUUAGUGAAUGAAGCAAUUGGAACAGUUCAGAGUAUUCUGUAUAAUGAAGAAGAACCACCUUCUUUUUCUGUAGCAGUUCUCAUAUCUUUUGAUAACUAUCGAAGGCUCACUAUUACUACUUUAGAAGGCACAGAAGUAGUUCUAAUUGUGCCCAUUAGAUGUUUCUGGGUAAGUAAAGGUGGAGUAAUAUGCUCAUAUUUGCAAAUACCUGUUUGUCUUGCAUGGGCCAUUACAGUGUAUAAGAAUCAAGGUCUUACACUUCCAAAGGCUGUAAUAGACCUUGGAUCUAAAGAAUUUUUAGCAGGUCUUUUGUUUGUGACAAUAUCUAGGGUUUGUACAAUAAAUGGUCUAAUCUUCAAAGCUUUUAAUUUUGAGAAACUUCAGCACAUAAAAAAAUAUAGAAGGAUUCAAGAGAGAAAAGAUGAAGAAAAACAGUUG
Molecule: messenger RNA, 1617 nt
Organism: Racocetra persica
Lineage: Eukaryota; Fungi; Glomeromycota; Glomeromycetes; Diversisporales; Gigasporaceae
Source: the annotation of a GenBank genome assembly